Messenger RNA from Papaver somniferum (opium poppy), 4234 nucleotides. RefSeq names its product C2 and GRAM domain-containing protein At1g03370-like. The transcript is spliced from 9 exons. The record is from RefSeq and is a predicted model, not a curated record. The coding region runs from base 605 to 3664 and encodes 1019 amino acids. Lineage: Eukaryota; Viridiplantae; Streptophyta; Magnoliopsida; Ranunculales; Papaveraceae.
AUCAGAAUUCAGAAGUAUGCGCGUGCGUAACAAUCCGCAACCGCUUUCCUCCAUUUGAAUUUUCAAACACGUAAACCUUUUUCUGAAUCAGGAUUUUGGAAAGCAGCCAUGGAAACUCAUCUCUCUGGGUCUUUCUCUAAAUCUCUUGACAAAGUAGAAACUUAGAUUAAGCAGAGGUGGUAGUGACGAAACUUCGUAAUAAUUAGAAAAAAGUACAAGUCAAAAAUGUUGUCUAAAUCCAGUACCGUCAUCUCUUUAAUUAAUAUACCGGUAAAAAAGUGUUAAAUUUACCUAUCUGGGUUAUUGCAGAGUCAACAUUUUUCUAUACUUAUUUAACAACUCUCCUUUUCUGGUGCUUUCUCUAUUUUGUUUGAAUCAUCUUCAUCUUCAUUCUUCGUCUAUUCCUUCAAAUGUGAGCCAAAACAUUGUAAUUUAUCUUAUUUUUCAAAUUUCAUUCUAAUUUUUUCAAUUCAUCAGAAUUUCCUUGAUUCUAUUUAUUUGCCAUAAAAGAUCUCUUCUUUCCCCACCAAAAUCUCUACUUUAUAAAAGAUUUUUUCCUUUUUAUUUGUUAACUUUGUAUGUAUUUUUGGAUAUAAAAGUUGUAAUGAAGUUAUUAGUAGAAGUAAUUGAAGGAAGAAAUCUUAAAGCCUGUGAUCCAAAUGGGUUUAGUGACCCUUACGUUAAAUUACAACUUGGGAAGCAGAGAUUGAAAACUAAAGUAGUCAAAAAGAAUUUAAAUCCAUCAUGGAAUGAGGAUUUCAAUUUUAGAGUUGAGGAUCUUAACGAAGAACUUCAAAUUAAUGUUUUUGAUGAAGAUAAAUUCUUAGCUCAUGAUUUUAUUGGUCAAGUGAAAAUACCAAUUUCGGAGAUUUUUGAUGCUGAGAAUAAGACUUUGGGUACUUGUUGGUAUACUUUACAACCGAAGAAUAAGAAGAUCAAGCAGAAAGAAUGCGGUGAAAUACUUCUUACAAUUUCAUUGUCUCAGAACAACUCAUUCUUAGAUGAACUUAGUAGUGGCGGUGAACCCUCUAUGGAGAGGAAUAUAGAGUCAAUUGGGAACGAGUCACCAAGAGUGCAUCUAGAUAGUUUCCCAAGACCAUUGUCUGAAAUCAACUUUGUUAAAGAAGAGAAAACAUCUACUGUGCAAACUCUUGCGGGUCGUCUAGCUCAACUUAUUUUUAAGAAUGCAGACACGGGGUCGACUAGUGUACCUGGAACACCAACUACAGUGAAUUCGGAGGAAAAGGAUUUCGAUAAUUUUGAGAUUGUUGAUAAUUCGUCUGAUGGCACUUUUGAGGAAGUCAUGAGGAGCUUGGAGUCCAAACAUCAAGGAGUUGAAACGCCUACUAAUCUUCCUGGCAUUCUACUUGACCAGUCUUAUGUCAUUACACCAUCUGACCUGAAUUCGCUACUCUUUUCACCUGAUUCUAAUUUUACAAAAGAUUUGGCUGAAUUCCAAGGAACUACGGAACUACAAGAAGGACCUUGGAGAUUUGAAGACGGUGGUGAGAGCUUAAAAAGAACUGUCACUUACAUUAAGGCUCCAACUAAGUUAAUUAAGGCUGUGAAAGCGACAGAAGACCAAACAUAUGUUAAAGGUGAUGGAACGGUGUUUGCCGUUUCAGUGACGGUUGCUACACCUGAUGUUAUGUAUGGGAACACCUUUAGGACGGAGUUGCUCUUCUGUAUAACCCCCGGACCUGAACUUUCAUCAGGAGAAAAAACGGCAAGGUUGGUAAUAUCGUGGCGAAUGAAUUUCCUUCAGAGCACUAUGAUGAGAGGAAUGAUUGAAGGUGGGGCUAGGCAAGGUCUUAGGGAUAGCUAUGAGCAGGUGGCAACUUUGUUAUCUCAAAAAGUUAAGGCGGUCGAUUUGAAAGACCUAUCUGGUUCCAACAAAGAGCAGAUUUUGGCUUCUAUGCAGGUGGAGCCACAAUCAAUGUGGAGGCUGGCGAUCCAUUAUUUUCUCAAUUUCACUGUAAUUUCCACUGUCGUGAUGGGACUGUAUGUUCUUGCACACAUCUUGUUAGCCAUGCCUAACAAAAUACAAGGGCUAGAGUUUGAUGGCCUGGACUUGCCAGAUUCGAUUGGUGAAGUGAUUGUGUGUGGUAUUCUGGUUCUCCAAGGGGAAAGAGUUCUGGAGAUGGUAGCACGUUUCAUGCAGGCCAGAUUGCGGAAAGGAAGUGAUCAUGGAGUCAAAGCACAAGGGGAUGGAUGGUUAGUAACCAUUGCUCUGAUUGAAGGGAGUAGCUUAGCAGCUGUUGAUUCUACUGGAUUCUCAGACCCAUAUGUGGUAUUCACCUGCAAUGGUAAAACAAGAACCAGUUCGAUAAAGUUUCAGAAACUCGAUCCUCUAUGGAAUGAGAUAUUCGAAUUCGAUGCAAUGGAAGAUCCCCCAUCAAUGUUGGAUGUGGAAGUUUUCGACUUCGAUGGGCCUUUUUAUGAAGCUACAUCUCUAGGACAUGCAGAAAUCAACUUUUUAAAGUCUAAUGUAUCCGAUCUUGCUGAUGUGUGGAUCCCUCUUCAAGGAAAGUUAGCUCAGACUUGCCAAUCUAAGUUGCACUUGCGAGUUUUCUUGAACAAUACAAGAGGCAGCAGUGUUGUCAAAGAGUACUUAACGAAGAUGGAGAAGGAGGUUGGGAAAAAGAUAAAUGUGCGUUCCCCUCAAACAAAUUCAGCGUUCCAGAAACUAUUUUGUUUACCAUCCGAGGAAUUUCUUAUCAACGAUUUUACUUGUCACUUGAAGCGCAAAAUGCUACUCCAGGGUCGCCUAUUUCUCUCAGCAAGGAUAAUUGGGUUUCACACAAAUAUGUUUGGUCAUAAAACCACGUUCUUCUUUCUUUGGGAGGACAUAGAAGACAUUCAAAUUCUUCCACCAACUCUGGCAUCAAUGGGAAGUCCAUCCAUUAUUAUUAUUCUGCGUCGAGGAAGAGGUAAGGAUGCAAAACACGGUGCAAAGACACUAGAUGAGGAAGGCAGACUGAAGUUCCACUUCCACUCUUUCGUAUCCUUCAAUGUAGCUCAGAGGACUAUAAUGGCACUUUGGAAGUCUAAGUCCUUGAGUCUUGAGCAGAAGGUUAGGAUAGCUGAAGAAGAAUCUGGAGUUAAAGGCGGCCUCCGAAGUGAAGAGAGUGGAACUUUCACUGGCCUAGAGGAUGUCAGCAUGUCUGAAAUUUAUUCCUCGUUAUUCCCUGUUCCUACGAACUUCUUCACCGAACUGUUUGCUGGAGGAAAGUUAGAGCUGAAGGUGAUGGAGAAGGCGGGAUGUGUUGAUUAUUCGCAUACUCCAUGGGAAGUGGUGAAGUCCGAUAUUUAUCAGAGACAAGUUUGUUUCAAGUUUGACAAAAAUGCUUCUGGAUACGAAGGAGAAGUUACCAGCACUCAGCAACGAUCUCCCUUACCUGAUAGAAAAGGAUGGGUUGUUGAAGAGGUCAUGGCCCUUCAAGGAGUUCCACUUGGUGACUACUACACUCUUCAUAAAAGAUAUCAAAUUGAGGACAACCCUUCAAAACCGAAAUCAUGCAAUAUCCACGUGUUCUUUGGCAUUCAAUGGCUCAAAAGCACCAGUAACCAGAAAAGGAUCACAGAGAACAUUGUAUCAAAUCUUACAGAUCGUCUAAAAGAAACAUUCUCUCUAGUCGAAAAGGAAUAUAUAAUAGGAAAGUAAAUGCUUUAGCAAGUAGACGUGGGUGUGUUAAAAUCAUGUUUUUUCAGCAGUACUCCCUCCAGGCAUUUGUUUUUCUCGAGAGACUCUCCUCAUUGCGCUGGAACGUGGAAUUCAGGGUCUGGUAACUUUCUCCUCACUCUCUCUAUGGGGGUUAUGGUUAACUUACAAUGUAGUAGGUAAAGUUGACCAAUAUCCGCUUAUUCAUGCUCCAGAUAGAGGAAAUAUAAGCAAAUGGAGUUUACUGUGACUUCACAUGCAGUAGUUUAGAUUUGUUCAUAACAGUGUCAUAUUCUUCUUCAAGUUAAUCGUUCUCAAUGGGCUAAUAGUCUCACAUUUCAUCCACUUGAUCCUUUAAAUAUAAUGGUGCUACAUCUACCUACAUUUGAAAGAGAUUGAAGAUGGAUUGCUGUAGGUGCAGUUUGCUAGUCUGCAUACGUACAAUUUUCUUCUUCUUCUUUUUGUGUUCAGUUUCUUAGAAUUGGCACUUUGUAUAUGUACAGAUCAAUUUCGUUCGUUGGAAAACAAAACGUGUAAUUUUCAGUGAAAACAUUCCAAUCCUCUUUUUGUUCA